AAGUCACGGAUCUGGCUGGACUAAACCAAAAUAACGUUUCCUCGUCGGUCGCGGAAACGAUUGGCUGCCGUCAUUUUGAUGAUUGAGGCCAUGGCGCAUUGUUUGCUGUUUUGAUCUUUCCAUUCGUCCAAUCCAAUCCAACCAUACUAUCCAAUAGAGCCUACAUAUCAUAGCUACAAUCAUAAGACCACUUUAGACGCUACAGCAUGCAGAAUGAAGACAAUGGCAACGAAGAGCCAGGCCGCCAUGAUGUGACGAGAGCAUCGUAUCCCCUUCCCCUGCCGCUGACGGAACGUCUCCGAAGAGCGGCAGCAGCCUACUCGGCGGGUGGUGAUGAAGGGUCUGUGGAGACCGAGUCGAUCCAAUCGGCCUUGGCAGAACUGGUGGGUAACUCGUUGGAGGCCAUGGAUUCCAUGUAUUUUUCCAGCCCUCCCGUUGUACGCCAGCAUGAGUGCUUUCAGCAUCGCCUUUGCUUACGUGUUCGGGCCGAUGCUGAAGAGCAAACUCUCACCUUGACGGAUUUGGGAGCCGGAAUGACACGAGCCGAUUUGAUCAAUACACUGGGAAUUGGAAAGCAACAGCUUCAGUCACCCAACAAUCGCAAGAAUAAUAAGGACCAGCAGCCAAAUGCCUAUUACUCGACAGAUGAAGACGACGACGACGAAUCCAGUGACGAUGAAGAAGAAGACGAGGAAGAGGGAGCCGCUGCCGAAGACGACGACGACGAAGACAUUUUUGAGGAAACCAACAAUAACAAUAGUGGCGCGCAGGCGCAGCAGCAGCAGAAUAAGCAACCCGACAUGUUGUCGUGCAAAAGGAGCGACAUUGGAGGAUUUUAUGCAGCAGUCUGUGCCUUGGGGCUGGGUGUGCGAGUGGGGACAAAGUCCAAGUUUGACGAUUUCUAUGAUUUUGAGUUGAACGACAUGAGAGGUGCUCCUCUUGCUGACAAUGCCUUUGAACAAUUUAGCAUCACCCGACCCAUGGCUGAAGGAGGAGAACUGUCGGUGGAAAAUGGAUAUGACAAAUUUGAGGAUGUCCGAGGUGAUUCGGGAACUAGCAUCACCAUUCGUCUCAACGACAAGGCCAUUGCAGCAGGGCUUUUGGACGAGAGCAAGUUGGAGCCAAUAUUCAUCAAGAUUCUCGAAACCACACAGUACAGUGUGCAAUUCUCGUCCGAUGAGGAGGGAGCCAGAGCAAUCCUGGAGGCAUCGGCGAAGGAAAAGGCAAUCAUACAAGAGCUCAAGCAACAGGCAAACAAUAAUGGAGAGCUCUCGAUGGAACCAGUGCCGGGAAUGGACGAACAGGCAGAAGAUUCCGCUGAAAUUGACAACUCGCACAAGUCCGUGAAAGAGAGAGCCAAAUAUAUUCCUCUUCGCCUCAGCCUUGCCGAGCGAAAGAUGCUGCGGUUGAUGGAAGCAGCCAUGGUUUGCUGCGACUACACAACAGAGGUGGAUAGAAAGUUCAAAUCGGCGGCUCGGAGAACACACGAACAACUCAAAGGAACGACGGCUGUCUUGCGGGGAGUCGUCACUGCUUGCGAUUACGAAUCAGGGCAAAAGCUGCUCAAGACGGAAAACUUUGCAGAGUUUGAAUCUUUCUUUCAGCGAAUGUUUGAAAUUGCGCGGCGUCACAAAAUCAUGAAUCCUGAAAAAAUGCGGACCGAAUACGGAAAGUUGAUCUUUCUGCUUCAAGACGCCGUCUCACCGUCGGUGCAACCGCAUCUUGCUUUUUCUGCAAAAGGACCGAUCGAAUCCGUCUACAAAUUCCUCGAAGAGAAGGAUGGUCUAGCUCUCCUCUCUGACAAAUUGAUUGAAGUGGCAACACAAGAAAUUUUGGCAGAGAAGAAAACGCGAGCUCGCAUUGACCAGGAGAUUCGGCAGAAAGAGCGAGCGGUGGCCUUGCUGAAACGCAAUUACCGUUCGAGCAAACUCAGCGCAGAGGAGAUACACUUGUGUCUGUAUUCCAUUUGCGACAACAACUCCUUCUUGAACUCCAACCGAGUUCCGAUUGACAAGGUGAUUGAUUUUCUCAAAACUCACGUUUCACCCACCGAAAUCGAAGAAGGGUAUUCACUGAGUAUCGUGAGUGGCGAGGAUGGCGCUAGGUUGUCCCAUAGCCACGAACGACAGUACUACUUUGCCCUGCAGAGUUUGACUCUCUGGCGAGAUAUCAUUGAUGACAUGUUUCGUCUUUGGGCAAUGGCCGAAGAAGAUCUCUUGAGUGAAACUGUCACGUACUCGCUCCAAGAUACUGGUCAGGGAAUGCAGAGGGUUCAACAAUCACCUCGUACCUAUCAAGCAAUGCAGAAGAUUCUUGUUCGGGUUCAAGCGAAAGUUUCACAUUGGAUCGGGUCGAGUGUGAUUCAUAUGGGGGAUCACAAUGUUCCAAAUGCCCUCAGCUUCAUUGACAAGUACACUCAAGUUCCUCGCAUCCUCGGCCCAAUCGUUUCGUGCUUGGAGAAUCUCGAACGCAUAUGCGAGAAAGACGCUGGGAUCAACGAGAUGAUUGAGACAGGAUUUGGCGGACUUGAGAAGCUCCGCAAGGAUAUCCUGUACGACUUUUUCCGCUCGGCAUUUGAUGGGUCUGGUGCGGACAAUUUCUAUGACGCCGGGUCCUGUAUUGAUGGUCGUUUGACCUCCGCUUGGAACUGGUGUUCUCAGCUCCCUCAAAAGAAAUUCUACCCGAUUUUCAAGCUCACCGGCUUCAAAUCGUUCGACGGGGAGUUUGAUGGUCGCUAAAGGGUGGCAAGGGAGACCGCCCUUCCAUACGACGGCGUUUGUGGCCAACACUUCUGCCACGACCAUACGAUCUAGCUAGCUACUAGACAUUGAAAAGCUAACACAAGGUUUCAAUUUUGAUGU
Messenger RNA from Seminavis robusta, 2861 nucleotides. The record is from the annotation of a GenBank genome assembly. NCBI's taxonomy places the organism in Eukaryota, Bacillariophyta, Bacillariophyceae, Naviculales, Naviculaceae.